CAGUGGGCCUCUAACCACAUUUUUGUUUAUUUUUUAGUGUGUUUCCUUCAUGGUCUUUCUUGUGGCUUGCCCUAUGCAGUUUGUGUACUUGUUGAGGGCCUUUUUUCUCGGUCUCUGACAUUGUUUUUGCUGAACUCAGUUUUUCCGAGACCCUCUCUCCUCAUAGGCUCAGUUUUGGCCUGCCAUCUGCUUUCUGCCAGUUUCCGUGGCAGAAGAGGCCUCGGCUGCUUCCUGUGGGUCCCCGGCUGAGCAGAAGCAUGCGGUGGUACCUUCUCCUGAUCUGGGCCCAGGGCCUGAGGCAGGCUUCCCUCCCAGCCUCAGGAGCUGUGUCAGGCAGGAUCACAACAACGGGGAACGUUUCUGUGGAGGAAGGUGGCUCCGUCACCUUGCAAUGCCACCUCUCCUCCACCACCGCCAAAGUGACUCAGAUCAACUGGGAGCAGCGGGACCAACUACUGGCCGUUCGUCAUGCUCACUUGGGGUGGCACAUCUACCCAGCCUUCAGGGAGCGAGUGGCCCCAGGCCCCAACCUGGGCCUCACCCUGCAGUCGCUGACCCGGAAUGACACAGGGGAAUACUUCUGCACCUAUCACACCUACCCUGAUGGGAUUUACAGAGGAACAGUCUUUCUGGAGGUCCUGCAAAGCUCAGUGGCGAAGCGCAGCGCUGCGUUCCAGGUCCCACUGCUGGGAGCCACGGCCACCGGACUGGCAGUCAUCUGCGUGGCAGUGGUCAUGGUGGUCACAUUAACCAAAAAGAAAUCUCGUCCAGUCCAUUGUGCGGAAAGUGGCCUAAGGACCGUGGCACAUGAACAGGAGGAAUGGAAUGCCCGCAUUCUGUCGUCACCUGGAAGUGGCGGCGAGGCAGGGACGGCACCCGUGGGCUGCUACCUGGAGCAGAGGGGAGAGGCCUAUGCCGAGCCUCAUGACUACUUCAAUGUCCUGAGUUACAGGAGCCUUGGAAGCUUUAGUUUCUUGGCCGAGACUGUUUAGGGGCCAGAGGCAUCAUCUGGGAGAUGCAUUCCUGUGUCUGCGGUUCCGGGAGUGGGGGUGGUGGUGGGUCUGCGGUCUCAGUCGCUGCCCUGCAUGCGCGCGCGCGAGUGGAGGUGCAGUUGAGUGAGAGAAUGUCUUCCUCUUCCCUGCAUUUCCUCUGCCCCCUCCCUUCUCUUCCACUGUAGCGGAGCCAGAGGGAGCAGCUUGUAUCUUGAUUCUAAGUGCAAAGUUAGACCAAAAUGACUUGGUUUGGAAUCUAGCAGGUGGAGCCAACCCUGGGGCUCUGAGAAAUGCCUUCCCCCUAGUAGCCCUGGGUGGGGCUUUGGUGGUCUGUGCCCUGGUAGAGUCUUAUGGAUGGUGAUGGUGAUGAAGAGGACGACGGUAUGACCCAUCUCAUUUCUCAUGGUCAUUUCCAUCCACAUUCACACAUCAAGGCAUUUUAAGAACAAGGCAUGGUAUCGGCUUUCAUGGGGAGGUUCGAGCAUGAUUAAACCAUGCUUUUGGAUCUCAGCCCUUUUAGACCUUACACUUACAUGGAGGGAACAGUGAGGCUAGCAUAGCGAGAGCAGGAAUUUUGUCCAAGGUGAGCCGAGAAACUGAACAGAACAGCUGAAAUUCCCUCAUGGAGGAUCCCGACACCAAGGGAGCGCACAGACCUUUUUUGGAUUUUAUUCCCUGGGCAGAUAGUUGAAAUCUCCUUCUGUUGGCUGUUCACGGAGUCCGGGGAUGGCUGGCAGCAGGGGACUGGAGGCCUUCCAGAUGCGGCAGCACGGCCUCCACUGUGGGAGCUGCAGCCUAGUCCUUGGCCAGGACCCACCACCUUUUAAUCCACUAUGGAGUGGAUUCUUUCCUUCAAGAAUCUGUGUCCCACCAAAAGGAAAACAUGGAUUUUUAAAAUAGGGACUCUUCCAGGGAGGAGGGGGAAUAAAAAGUAGGUGAUCAAGUGCUUAAAGAUGAACACCCUCUCCCUAGAUAUUCUGAACCCUUAAAUCUGAACCUAAACCCUUAAAACCCUUAAACCCUUUAAUCCACCCCCUGAGCUCUUUG
Molecule: messenger RNA, 2039 nt
Organism: Mustela erminea (ermine)
Lineage: Eukaryota; Metazoa; Chordata; Mammalia; Carnivora; Mustelidae
Gene: TIGIT
Product: T cell immunoreceptor with Ig and ITIM domains
Exons: 4
Coding region: 258-992 (244 amino acids)
Biological process (GO): positive regulation of interleukin-10 production; negative regulation of interleukin-12 production; negative regulation of T cell activation
Cellular component (GO): cell surface
Molecular function (GO): signaling receptor binding
Source: RefSeq, a predicted model, not a curated record